AUGUUACAUUCUCCAAGUCUGCUUUCAUUAUUUCCCUAUACAUUUACACUUUCCUCUCUCUCUUUUUCUCUCAAUAUCUUUUUCCUUUCUUCCAGAUUUCAACUUUUCUCUCUUUUUCCUCUCUCUCAAUGUCUUUUUCCUUCCUUACAGAUUUCAACUUUUCUCUCUUUUCCAUCUCUCUUUUUCUCUCAAUAUCUUUGUCCUUCCCUACACAUUUCAAUUUUUCUCUUUUUCCUUCCUUUCUCAUUUCAACUUUUCUCUCUUUUUCCUUCCCUUCUCAUUUUAAAUUUUCUCUCUUUUUCCUCUCUCUCUCUCAAUAUUUUUUUCCUUCCUGACACAUUUCGACUUUUCUCUCUUUUUCCUCUCUCUCAAUAUCUUUUUUCUUCCCUUCUCAUUUUAACUUUUCUCUCUUUUUCCCCCCUCACUAUCUCAGUUACCAAUUCAUUAGAUUUCCCUUUCUUUAUAAAUUCUUUUUUUUCUUUGUUGUAUGUUUUGUCUUUCUCUGGUGAGAUCAACCAACAACCUUCCUCAUCAUGCCCAUCCAUCCCAUACUUCGAAGCAUCUCACGCCAAGUGCAAUUGGGACUCCUUGGCUUUUACAGCUCAGUAA
This is a messenger RNA of Acanthosepion pharaonis, 609 nucleotides long. NCBI's taxonomy places the organism in Eukaryota, Metazoa, Mollusca, Cephalopoda, Sepiida, Sepiidae. The record is from the annotation of a GenBank genome assembly.